Molecule: messenger RNA, 6298 nt
Organism: Terrapene triunguis (Three-toed box turtle)
Lineage: Eukaryota; Metazoa; Chordata; Testudines; Emydidae
Product: KIAA1671 ortholog
Exons: 12
Source: RefSeq, a predicted model, not a curated record
UCAGUUUACAUGCUUCUUCAGUUACAUAUCUAUAAGCAGACAAUGCAAACUAGGCUUGUUCUUCCUGAUUGGAUUUUUCCAGUUCUCUUGGAUGUUUAACUAUAGCUAUGGCAACAAGAGUAGAGAUCAACUCUGCUCUAGCAUCCUUAACAACAAUACCUGACUUAAAUGAAAUUACAAGUGAGGAUAAAACACAACGCACAUACAUCAACCCUCUUUUGGAUGCAAGUAAUAAGGCUGGUCAACCUUCUAAUCCUUCGGCACCAAUAAUUCUUGAAGAAAAAAACAAAUUUGGGAGCACUUGGAGACCAGCCACUAUGCCUACUCCUGGAUCAAGGCCAAGGCUUUCUCCAAAGCCAUUUUCUAAGGAGAAACCUUCAGAUACUUUUGCGAAUGUGAAACCUCCUGUUACUGCUUUCAAACCAAGUAAUUUUGUCCCCAAGUUCUCUGUGUAUGGACAGCCUACUGAAGAAAUGACAUCUGCUAAGGUGUUAAGUGGAGAUGUCCCUCUAUUAGUAGAUCAAAAACUAAUUGAAAAUGAAAGUAAAGGCAACAAUGAAUUAGUCACAAAUGUGGCCUUUUAUUCCAGUCCCAGUAGAAAUACUGUGAUUCUUUUUGAAACAGUUAGCACUGAGAAAUCCAAGGUAAAUUUAACACAAGGUAAAAUAUCUGUUGAUGAGCACAGAACGCUUGGCACUAUACAGACAAAAGAGUGGCAAAGUAAUGCAAAGCCUGAGAUGAUAUCUCCGCCAUCAGUGACUUCCAGAAAACCUGAAGGAGGUCUGCAUAGGCAAAUAUCUUUUUCAUCAGACCCCAGACCAGUCCCCUGGAAUCCUCACCAGUCUGAUGAAAAAAAAGACACAUGUGAAGAUCCUAUAGGUGAGAGAACCAGCGAUGUUGCAAAAUAUGCCAACAGCGAAGUUGGCUUAUUAACUGAAGUGCAACGAAAGCUAAAACAUAGACCAGUAUCUGCUGCUUUUCUGGAAUCGUUAAAAGAUCAAAAGCGUAGCAAUUUGGAAGUCUCAGAAGAAAAAUCUCCUACAGAGAAAUCAUGGGUUAGAAAACCAAGGCCUUUGUCCAUGGAUCUAACUGCCAAAUUUGAAAAUAAAGACCUUUCUCUGUGCAAGAAAACUUGUCCAUCUGAUGAGAUUAAGGAGAAUGUACCAGUAAUUCACUUCACUGAUAUAGGCUGUCAAGAACAGUCUGAAAUGAGGUCUAAAGCUGAAGAAAUAGAAUUGAAUAAAGGUGAUCCCUCUAAAUCAAAUUUGAAAUGUAACAAUCAGGACAUUGACUUUCUUGAUGUUAAAAACAAAUCUAGUGAGCAAAAUCAGAAAGUCUUUCCAAAAGAUUUAGACUCAUCCAGCCCAAAUUAUACAAAAGACUUGAUACAGAUCUCUGCAAAAGAUAAAAAAUAUCCUUGGGAAACUAAACAGAAAUCUAAAGAUGAACAAAAUGAGAAAAAAAUGGACAUUGUAACUAACUUACAUGGAUCAGAAAAAAACAAGGAGAUGGCUAAUAACAAAAGCAAAACAAUUGAAGAGGUGGAAAUAUUGGAUCAAAAGGAAACUUCCAGAGUUUUAGCCAGUGAAAAUUCUGCAGAUUCCUCAAAAAAAGAAAACAAGACCUUGAGGGGGAGCGUUAAAAAACACAUCUGUUUGUUUGCUGGCUCAGAAAGCAGCACUACUCCAAUGGAUACCGAGCCUCUCCCGGCAGCCACUGAGAGGGAAAACAGAAAUGUGAACAUCCAACAGAGAAUCAGAGAACUGACAACAGAAAAUACAGAUGUUAAGCCUGGAAAUCUACGCAGAUCACUUAAGUCGCGACCACUUUCUGCAGACUUAACAAAGAAGUUUUCAAGCCCAGCAUCAGCCAAUGAAAUUAAACCUGAGAAACCUACUGAAUUGAAUAGUGAUGUUACUAGUGAAACACAAGAAAAUCAAAAGAGUAAGGAGAUGAAGCCUCCUCCUGGAACAGACUGUACUGAGACCUGUGCUAUUGGGAAUCAGUGGAAACCACGACAGACAGUAAAAAUAUCAGAAAAAGCUGGUCAGAUCGAAAGAAAAGGAAGCUUUCUGAGAGAGAGGCAAAAUUUCUCUUUGCAGGGUGAAAACUCUGUGUCAGCCACAAAUAACGUUGAAAAAAAAUUAAAACCCACCACUCCUGCAGAAAAGACCCAUUUAAAAACUGUCCGAGCCACCAUGUUUGACCACAAUGUCCAGAGGCAUAAUGUUGCUGCUGGUCACCCUGUAAUUGAUCCUACACGAAAGCUGACUAAUGAAUUUGAAGGCAAAUAUGAUGUUGUGACUUUACUAGGCUAUAGCAGAAGAUCUGGGAUGGAAAAAGAAUUACAGGAGAAAACUAGUUCAAAGAGAGAGUAUCACAGUCAGUCUGAUGUAUCAGGAUAUGUAGCAGAUGCAGAAAAACGUGGAAAAACAAUUUAUGUAAAUGAAGACAAGAAAAUUGCUCAUGCAGUUCCAGUGGAAAAAUAUUCUUCAUGUGAGAAAUGUGAAAAACCCACUCCUAAGCAUGUAGAGGACUCUCUAAUUUACCAACGAAUAGAGCCAAGAUAUGAAAUCCUGCAGACUUUUGGUGAAAGAGCACUUAGUGAAGCUAUUACAGUAGUUCCCGAAGAUAAGGCUGUGACACUCAGAACUAGAAAAUCUUCUGUGAAAGAGAAGAGAAAACCUGAUGGGAAUGUCUUACAUGCUGAUCAGCUGUGUGGGCUAGAUAAUAAAACUGACCCAUUGAAAGAAGGUAGUUUUAUUUCAGAAACUAAAGACAUGUUGGAAACGUCUACAAAAAAGUUUACUUUUAGGGAACCUAAAGAUAUCUUCAACAGCAAAUGUACUUUCCAUGAGCAGAUAACAGAGUACAAUAAAAAUCAGAGCAAACUGGUAUUUAUAACGGAGAAAUCCUCUUAUGCUACAAACAAAAGUAAGGAUUUGGGGAUAGCAAAUGAAAAAAUGACACAACUGCAUCCUGAAAUGCAAAAAGAAAAGAAUGAAAUCUCUUGCACAGAUAAAACAGAGAGCUCGAACGUGACCAAAGACUUUUCUGAGAGAGCUGGUAUAAAACCAGUUAGGACAGAUGGCUAUGAAUCCAGAGGUGACUUGGGUCAAGAUGUUAUUUCAACCAGUGCCAAUAAACCUGGGAGUCAGAUUUCAGUGCCUGGAUAUAGCCAAUUGUAUAAACCCUCCGUGGACCAACAUCCUAGCACAGAAGUAAUAACUGCCGAUAAAGAGAAAUCCAGAGUUUUUGGAUUAAGGAAAUAUCCAGACUCAAAUUGUGUAAGAAAAGAUUUAGGCUUAGAUGUUGCAGCCCUUGAAAAUGAAAGAGACAAACUCAGAUUAGUAGAACCAGAAGAAAAAGUCAGAAGAACCAGUAGUAGUGUUUCUGACCUUAAAAUUUCAGAAAGAUGGCGAAGGAAGACCUUGCCUCAGGACUCUAGCAAGCUAGAAGAAGUUAGCCCACUAACUCAAGAAAGUAUUAAAAGGCUGAACAGAACAGAUUCAUUGCAAUUUGAUGAAGGUGCAAUAAAGAAAAAAAGUAAAAGAAGCAAAGAUGGGAUAGAAUCAAAGGAGGUGAACCAAACAGUUUCAGUCAGUCCUGAUGAUUAUUUGAAGAAGCAGGUUUCUCCCUUUGAACCAAAGGCAACCUAUUUUGCAGUUACGUAUCAGAUUCCUGAUAAAAAAGAAAAAAGCUCUGUAAGUACUGUUAAUGCAAAUGAAAAUAACCAAAUUACUACAGCGGUUGAAAGUGCACCAAUUAAUCUGAACUCUGGUUCUUCCAGAAGGUCCAAUUCUACAUCUCAGCAAUCCUAUAAAAAUGUACCGAGUACACAUUGUAAAGAUAAGUCCCUAGAGGAAUGUGUUAACAAGCAUUGGGUUAAAGAGGAAGAACAAGAUAUUCUAAGUUUAAAAAAAAUAUAUCCAGUGCUUGGAGAGGAUGAUAAUAGGAGGUCUUGUGAGAGAGGGCUGGAUCAUGUUAAAGAGAAAAUUAUAGAUGUUGAUGCUUUCCUCUUAAAACAGGGCCUGAAAAAUACUAUUCAAACUGAUCUUAAAGGUAGUGGAGGAAAAGUCUCCGCAUAUCAUGAGCCAAAAUCCACGCUACACUUCAGGCAUUUUCGCAAAGACAGUGAACUACUUACACAAAAGAAGUUUGGGGAAAACAGUCAUGAUGUGUUCAGAGUAAAGACUGAAGACAGGUAUAGAUCUAGAGUUCUUGAUAUUGAUGCUCUUAUGGCAGAAUAUAAAGAGGAAUACAUAAAGGCCAGUGACAUUCCAGAAAAAAAAGAUGACCAGUUCUCUGAAGAUCAGAGUAUGUUUUAUUGGGAGAAGUCAAAGUACAAAAAGAAUGUGGCUGAUAAAAUUCCACACAGCUAUAACUGGAAAGAUUGGAAGAACUUGGAUCAAUCUGCUAGUAUCACUAAACAAGGUACCUGUGCAGAAGAACACUGCAGGCCUGAGAACCUAACUCUACAUGAAAACAGCAAAGAGAAACUGGAGUCCUGUAGCCAAGAAUGGAGUAAGCAAAAGUCCAAAGACAGAAAUUUCAGUCCUCCGCAUUGGGGAAAGCCUAGUUCACUUUCAGAUAAACUUAUAAAUUCACCUGCUGACACUAUUGGUACCAGAAAAAAAACUUUUAUUAUUGAUGAGGAUCAAGGGAACAAUUUAACAUCUAGGCUCCAAAAUGCAAAGUACACAUAUAACAAGGUACAGCCUGCAAAUCCUAUUAGUGUGGACCAAAAACUGGAAGUCAGUUUAGCUUCUAAUUCCUCCCCCGAUGGUGGUGGUAGCGGCGGCGCCUUAUUACAGAAGAAAUUGUUCACAAAACAGCAGUUCACAGAGAUGUCUGUGGAUGAUGACUGGCACAAAAAUAUAAUGAGGAGCUCUGUAAAUAAGAACAAAGAGAAUGCAAACAAAACCUCACAUGAGAGUGACUUUUCGAAUAUGAAGAGCAAAGCGGAGUGGAAUGACUAUACAUCUGGUUUUGGAAAUGCACUGCCAGAUUUAAAACGAUCGUACUCAGAAAAGAGCCGUCCUGCUAAAGCAAGAGGCAGCAUGCCUCUGAUGCAAGAAACAAAGGAAAGAAGGGACCAGCACCAAUUCAGGCAAAGCUUCCCAUUGGAAAGUGAAGAAAACAGACUGAAAAAGAGGAGUGCAUAUCAACAAGAAUCUUUCUCCCAGGAAAAUAAAAAGGACUCUGAAAAAGAAUGGACCAAGCAGAAUUCUGACAGAUCAGGUGGGAAAGACUUGACUGUAGUUCCUAUCCAGAGAAGAAGCCAUAGUUUUUAUAAGGACCGAAGAGCACAUAACUGGACGGAUCAACUGAGGCAGUGCUUUGCCAGACAACCCCCAGAGGCCAAGGACACCGACACACUUGUGCAAGAGGCUGACAGUCAAUAUGGUACCUGGAGUGAGCAGCGCCACAGUGGGGACAGCUUUGUGCCCGAGUCUCCUUCCUCAGAAAGCAAUGUUGUUUCAACAAGGAAGCAGCCACCAAAUAGCCGGCUGUCUUCUCUCUCUUCUCAAACGGAACCUGCCUCCAUGAUCGAUGAGCAUGAUUCCUCAAAAGACCAAAGGAGCACAAGUUUGGACCGUUCCAGCACUGAUAUGGAUUCAACUGAUGGUAUUGUGGGACCCCUUCCACCAGAUACCUACCCUGAGGAGAAAACCAUUGACUUCUCCUUCAUUGAUCAAACUUCUAUACUGGAUUCCAGUGUCCUGAAAACCCGUGUGCAGCUCAGCAAAAGGAUUCGCCACCGGGCACCUAGCUCCCAUUCGCUCAGGAGAAGCAGACGGAUAGAGUCUGAAAACAAACUCACUGUGAUGCAGGAGACUGACAGCACUUGGAUGUUUAAAGACUCCACAGGUAUCCCUCUGUCCUAAGAGAAAUCUACAAAACAGGAAGAUUCUGAUGAGGAAGAAAAAAUACACCAAACUGAGAGAUACUCAGCUAUGCAACCUCAGAGGCUUCCUGUUUUUCCAGGCAUGGACCACUCUGUUCUCAAGGCUCAGCUUCGGAAAAGACAAGAGCCCGAGAGUCCCAGUGAAAUAAAUUCUGCACAGCUAUUUAAAUCCCAAUUCCAGCAAGGAGCUCCUGGUGGCAGGGUACUGCCCUCUAGUGCUGAGAAGGAGAACAGGUCAGAAGAAAUGUCUCCUCAAUGGCUGAAAGAGCUGAAAUCGAAGAAGAGGCAGAGCCAGCACGAGAAUCAGGUUUGAGAAGACCCUGAUUAUGACUAGGAAAAGACAUAGAAGUAUAACAGAAGCCUUAACUCAUCUGAACCUAAAAUUCACAC